Messenger RNA from Ochotona curzoniae (black-lipped pika), 1800 nucleotides. It is a transcript of the gene PDXP, whose product is annotated as pyridoxal phosphatase. The coding region runs from base 67 to 969 and encodes 300 amino acids. The transcript is spliced from 2 exons. Gene Ontology annotation, molecular function: pyridoxal phosphatase activity. The record is from RefSeq and is a predicted model, not a curated record. NCBI's taxonomy places the organism in Eukaryota, Metazoa, Chordata, Mammalia, Lagomorpha, Ochotonidae. Gene Ontology annotation, cellular component: cytoplasm.
GAGCGCGCCGUGCCCGCGGAGGGCGAGCGGGCGGCCGGGCGUGCGUGCGGGCUGCCAGCCGGCUGCAUGGCGCGCUGCGAGCGGCUGCGCGGCGCGGCCCUGCGCGACGUGCUAGGCCGGGCGCAGGGGGUCCUGUUUGACUGCGACGGGGUGCUGUGGAACGGCGAGUGCGUCGUACCGGGCGCCCCCGAGCUGGUGGAACGGUUGGGGCGGGCCGGCAAGGCGACGCUGUUUGUAAGCAACAACAGCCGGCGCGCGCGGCCUGAGCUGGCCCAGCGGUUCGCGCGUCUCGGCUUCGGGGGGCUGCGAGCCGAGCAGCUCUUCAGCUCGGCACUGUGCGCCGCGCACCUGCUGCGCCAGCGCCUGCCGGGCCCGCCGGAAGCCUCGGGCACAGUAUUUGUGCUGGGCGGCGAGGGGCUACGCGCCGAGCUGCGCGCCGCGGGGCUGCGUGUAGCAGGGGACCCUGGCCAUGACCUGGCCUCGGAGGAUCCCGCGGCCACGCGUGUGCGCGCCGUGCUCGUGGGCUACGACGAGCACUUCUCCUUCGCCAAGCUGAGCCAGGCGUGCGCGCACCUGCGCGACCCCGACUGCUUGCUCGUGGCUACUGAUCGCGACCCUUGGCACCCUCUCAGCGAUGGCAGCCGGACCCCUGGCACUGGCAGCCUGGCCGCCGCAGUGGAGACCGCCUCCGGACGCCAGGCUGUGGUGGUGGGCAAGCCCAGCCCCUACAUGUUCGAAUGCAUCACAGAGCACUUUCGCGUGGACCCUGCCCGCACCCUCAUGGUGGGCGACCGCCUGGAGACCGACAUCCUCUUUGGCCACUGCUGCGGGAUGACCACCGUGCUCACACUCACUGGUGUUUCCCGCCUGGAGGAGGCCCAGGCGUACUUGGCGACUGGCCAGCACAACCUGGUGCCCCAUUACUACGUGGAGAGCAUCGCAGACUUGAUAGAAGGCCUGGGAGACUGAGGCCCCUUCCCGCCCCCACUCCCUGGCCUGCUUUUGAUCCUGGUGGAGCUGGAACCCCGAGCUGGGGUGGGGGGAGGCUUGGGGACUGGUGUGCCUCACUCCCCCUUUCCCAGAAGGGACCGGGCACUCUGUGAUGUCCCAGACCCUGUUGGUGGUCUGGCCCAGGCAGAUGGGCUUACUUCUGGCCCUUUCUGGAAGUCGGGUCCCUGAGGCCAGCUGGAGAGGCCCCUCCCCACCUGGAACCUUCCCUUCCCUGGGGCUGCUGCUGCCCUGCCUGCCCGUCUCUCCCACCCUGCCCUGACCGAGCAGUGGCUUCCCAUUGUGGUAGCCUGUGGACCAAUCUGAGGCCAAGGCACAGCAGCUCUCUGAAGCCAGGUCCUAAGUGGAUCAGUUAGGAGCCUGAGGACACUACCCUGACCUGUCCCAGGCACUGGAGUGGACUCCCUGGCCCACCUUGCGCCCCUCAGACCCAGAAUAGAAUAAUCCAGAGGUCUGUGACUCUUGACAAUCUGCAUCUGCCCAGAGAUCUGGACUGCAGGUUGGGGGUGCCAAGGUUGGAAGACAACCCUUCACCACAGGCCAAGCAACUCUGAGGCCCCAUCCUUCCCCAGUUGUGGCACCAUCCAGUGUGGAUGGAGGCCAUAGCUCAGAAGGGGGGCCUCUGUGUGUCUCCCUCUUGUGGUCAGUGUUGGCUGUGCCACUUCUCUGUGCCAACUCCCAACUGUUUAUUUAUUAUUGUGUGCCAGUGAGGGUGGGGGCAGGGCCUUCAUGCCACCCCCACUUCUGUUGUAACCUGUCCUCCCGUACUGAAUAAAGUACGAGCGGAAGUGU